This is a messenger RNA of Branchiostoma belcheri (Belcher's lancelet), 4302 nucleotides long. Its product is annotated as baculoviral IAP repeat-containing protein 1a-like. The transcript is spliced from 4 exons. Gene Ontology annotation, molecular function: protein binding. The coding region runs from base 1 to 4302 and encodes 1433 amino acids. NCBI's taxonomy places the organism in Eukaryota, Metazoa, Chordata, Leptocardii, Amphioxiformes, Branchiostomatidae. The record is from RefSeq and is a predicted model, not a curated record.
AUGGCUGAGGGCCAGGGGGCGGCUGGGUGCUCAGGUGAAACUGCAGAGUCCAGCUCAGUUCUCCUGGUGAGUGGCCAGUAUGCCACAUCUGAGGACUGCAGUUCCCCCAUCAGCCGACAGGUGGCCCAGACCCUAACAGGAGCAGGGUGGAAAGUUUACAGUACUGUUUUGGAAGAUAAAGAGGAGGACAGAAAGUGUGCUGAGGCUGAUGGAGUGGAGCUCAUCCUCCCAACCCGCAGUCAGGGAGACACAAGGGAACCCUGUCUGGAUUGGCUGACCUUUGACCAUGUGGAUCGCUACCCCAAUGACAGACUGCCACAGGAUGUAGGGUGGAUUGUGGGUCAUGCUGGGGUCACCAGCAGAGCAGCAGCAACUAUCAAGGAACAGCGUUUCCCCCAAGCAAGCCUCAGUCUUGUCACCCAGACUAUACCUGAAGACACAGAGAAGUACAAGGAAGAUGAGAAGGCCAUGGGUAUUGGGGAGAAGGAAGACUCCAUCAGACAAGAUGCAGAGAAGGCAGAUACUGUGUUCUCUGUGGGACACAGAACACAAGACCACUUUGUAAACUCAUUUUGUGCAAUUCCUAAAGACAAGAGGCCAGCUCACUACCUCUUCCUGCCCAAACCUUCAGACUUGUUCCUGAACACUACAGUUGAAUACAGAGCAACAAGUGAGAAAGUUGUCCUAUUAAUUGGUAGGGUGACAACAGAUCAGAGGGUGAAAGGUUUUGACUUGGCAGCCAAGGUCUUGUCAAAAGUGGUAGAAAGGAGUCAGGACAGAAUCAAGUUGCGGAUUUGUGGUGUCAGUAAAGAGGAGUAUCAGGCCAGUAUGGGCAUUCUCCAAACCAGCAUCAACUCAGGAAAACUGAUCCCCACCCUUCUCCCACACGGCACCCAGGAAGACGUCUGCCAACACAUGAAGCAGGCCCACCUGGUUCUCAUGCCCUCCCGUGCAGAACCCUUCGGUCUGGUCGGUCUGGAGGCCAUGGCAGCCGGCAUGCCAGUCCUCAUAUCUGACCAAUCAGGACUAGCGGACUUGGUCCAUGAGGUUAUACCAGAAUUCCACCACUCCAUUCUCAGAAUCACGGGUGACGAUUCUGUAGAUGUCGGACGUUGGGCAGAUCAGAUUGCGGAUGUUCUGCGGAUGUCAGAAGCCGAGUUCCGUCGGGCUGCAGAACUCAAGCAGAAACUCCUGGAGUCCAGAUACUGGGAAGAGUCUCAUCAGCAAUUCCUUCAGGCAUUUGGAGGUGCAGAUUUGUAUGAGUUCUACCACAACCAUGACAAGGUAGGGGAGGGAACCCUGUCACACAGACUCUCCAGUAUCCUCAUCCCAAGCAACAUUCAGGACCAGUUUGAAGGUGCACAGCUGAUUGUGAGGCUUCAGGUGAAGUAUGAAGACUAUGUGCAAGUCCAAGAGAAACUGGGAGAAGCUGGAGCUGAAGGAACAGAGGCUUCUUCAGUGACAGGUGUCAAUCAGACAGACUUGUUCCAGAAGUCUGUGAAGAAGUACUAUGAGUUGAAACUGACUCACUUCAAGCCUCUGAUCUGGAAUGACAACUUCACACUUAGCCUCAGUGACAUCUUCACCCAGUUAGAGUUGAUUCCAUCAAGUCAGAAGCAACUCAAAAUACCUAGACAUAAAGUACACCACUGGUUAUUUUCAAGGGAAGAAGAACAGAAAAAAGAGCUUAAGUCAUUAGACGACUUGUUCAAGCCAGAUGUCACAGAACUGACCACAGCACCAAGGUGCAUUCUGAUUGAGGGUGAAGCUGGAGGGGGGAAGACAACAUUUCUGUCCAAAGAAGCCCUAGAUGCCAUCUCACAGAAAACAGAGCUGGGCAGACGGCACGACAUUGUCCUGUUGAUCCGACUCCGGGAGGUGAGAGAGGGGGAGACCAUAGAGGAGAUGGUGUGGGACCAGUGUGUUCCUGAAAGAAAAGAUGUUAAUUUAGAGUUCAUCAAAACAAUCCUUGAGAGAAACGAGUCCUGUGUGCUCUUCCUCCUAGAUGGGUAUGAUGAGCUGCGGCCUGAGGCCAGGGCAGCCGGGCAGGCCAUUCCCAAACUGCUGUCUGGCAAGAUGUACCCCAACAGCACGAUUGUGAUCACCUCCCGACCCUCAGCAGGAGUGCAGCAGUACACCCGGCCAGACUGUCAUGUACACAUCAUGGGCUUCUCCCGUAGACAUGUGGAGAAAUACAUGCAGCAGUAUUUCACUGUUGUUAGGAAGCAAGAACUGACAAAGACACUAACUGUACAUGUAAACAGUAAUCAACUUUUGAACACUUUAAUCCAAACCCCAAUGUUCCUGAUGUUUGUGUGUCUGCUGUGGGAGGAGGACCAAGAGAUGGUGUCUACUGGAACAAUGAUGGGGCUGUACGACAACCUGCUGACAUGUCUGGUCAGAAAGUGCUGUGAGCGGGAAGGAGUGGACAUGCCAACAGAAGGGCUGCCUACAGAGGUUGCUGAGUCAUUACUACAGCUCGGCAAGCUUGCACUAGAGGCACUGCUGAGGAAUGAGACCCUGCUUGACCUUACAGAAGUAAAGAGAGAAAAGGUUAAUUGGGAGUUACUGUUAAAGCUGGGUGUGGUCUCCUUGGAGGUUUCUUCCUCAAAAUUGCAUCCUAGGAAACAGCUGAACUUUUCACACAAGACCAUGCAAGAGUUCCUGGCUGGACGAUAUGUAGCUCAUGCUCAAGUGAAGCAAGACAUUGUUGAGCUGCUGCAGCUCACCUCCGUAAGGAAGGCACUUGAACUCAGUAACCUGAUUCAGUUCACAUGUGGCUGUGACUCACAGGCAACACAAGCUGUGAUGGAGGAACUAAGCAAGCUCAGCAGCAGAGAGUUCACACACUUGCAACCAGAACAGUUUGAAAUUAAAUCAAAGAUGCAAAUGGAUCCAGAUGUGCAAAAGUCCUGCCAAACCUAUGAAAGGUUUGUACGCUUGUGCCUGAACAUCCUUAGUGAGAGACAAGAACCAGAAGUGCUUCAGGGUAUCAGUCAAGCCCUGCCAAUUGUCAUGCUGCACAGCUCCAUUAACAGUAGAGAAGCCACAGGUCUUAAGUAUUACAUACAAAAUCUUCAUUCAGCAAACCUGCCAGACAGGCUCAUACUUACAAUCCGUAAAGGCACUGACAGCAGAGACACAGUUCAGUACCUACAGCAGUGUUUUACAACUACACUCCCUGGACUUAGAUUGGACUUGGAACUAUCAGGACAGUUUGACUCACCUUAUCUGACAGCCAGGCUGGUUUCAGUUCUGAAGAAUGUUCCCUGUCUGAGGGCACUGGAUCUGUCAGACACAAAACUAACACCAUCAUCACUCCAGCCACUUGUGCAGGGGUUCAGACACAUGUCUCUGUUAGAGGAGCUGGAUCUGUCUUGGAACCGUGCUCUUCGUGAUACUGGGAUGGAAGUCCUACAGGUUGGGCUGUCCAGUGUUCCACACCUGGCUGUACUCCGUCUUAGGGAAAUUGGCAUGACAGCUGUGGGCAUGUCAUCCCUGGCUCCCUACAUGCACCACCUAGUGGGACUGAGAGAACUGGAUAUAAGUGGUAAUAAGAUCGGUGACACUGGGCUGGAAUCUCUCACCACCAUCCUCCACACCUUCACUGCCAUGCAGGUGUUGGGCCUGAGUGAGACCGGUAUCAGCCCCACAGGCAUGCGCACACUGGUCCCUGCACUGUGUAAGUUAACCAGACUGAUCAAACUGGACGUAAGUGAAAAUGCCAUAGAAGACCCUGGGCUGGAAUGCCUGGCUGCUAUCCUCCACCACCUCACAGCCAUGAAGGUGUUGGUUCUCAGGGACACAGGUAUCAGUGACAGGGGAAUAUCAUCCCUGAUCAAAGCUCUGCCUCACCUGGUGCAAUUACAGGUGUUGGAUGUGGAGUGGAAUGACAUAGGAGACUCAGGGAUUGUCUCACUGGUGCAAACCCUCUGCCAGCCCAGCAGUUUGGACAUGGAACAAAACCCACCUAGUGACAAGAGUCUGACCACAGCCCCUCACUAUAACACCACACUACAGAAGCUGGACAUCGGGGGGAAUAGGGGAGUAACAGGAGCCGGACUGGGGAGGGUCGCACAGCUCAUCAGCACACUGCCGGCACUGACCGGGCUUAACAUGUCUGGUCCCUGUGGCAAACCUGCACACCUGUCUGACACCGCUGCCAUGGAUCUGGCCGAGGCUCUACCCAGACUCCCUGCCCUGGAGCAGCUGUACCUGUAUAACAUCUCCAUGGAGCCUGCAGGGUUCCAGGCUGUGGUGCAGGCUGCUGAGGAACACCCAACACUGGAGAGGCUGUGGUGA